Moneuplotes crassus is the source of this 2142-nucleotide messenger RNA. NCBI's taxonomy places the organism in Eukaryota, Ciliophora, Spirotrichea, Euplotida, Euplotidae. The record is from the annotation of a GenBank genome assembly.
AUUUUCAAUAUGCUUAAGCCCGUCUUAAAGAGCGUGGUUUUGUUGUUCAUUGUUCAACUUGCCUUUUGCUCUGUUUCAAAUUCAGAUGCUCAGCAAUCAGAGAUGUCCUCUGCUCCAUCUUUACAAGAAGAUGAAGAUACUGAGUGCUUGCAACAAAUCAGAAAUCUUCUCAGUCCAGGAUACAUUAAAGAGCUUCUUCAGGUUUAUAUGAAUUCUGGGAAAGGAAUCAAUCAGCUCGGAAACCAAUAUCAGUGCGAAACAAAGGACAAUAAUUUAGAACACGUCACUUUACAAAUCUAUGAGUCUAACUCCGGAUUUACUAUUUUCGGGUUUGGGAUGUGUAGUCCAAAGGAGUGAAAUACCCCUGAGAGCUUCUCGACCUUAACUGCUUUUAUCGACAAGCAGUUCAGAGCUGCUGAUCCAGAUAGUACCUUGAAGGCUAGAAUGGUAAAUCCCAAACUACAUAGUACAAGUCUUAGUGCUGGAGCUGUUAUCAUGAUCCUCAUCAUUGCCUUCCUAGUAUUACUCUGGAUCGCAGGCAUCAUUGUUGCCUAUACUAAGAUUGGAGAUAAGUUCUGCGAGUCUAGGGAAGAAACUAAGAUCUAUGAGAGAAAGAGCAAGUGGGCUCUUGCUCUUUACUCUUUCAAUCCUUUCUCCAACCUGAACAAGAUAGUUACUGUUGAUACUGAAGGAGACAAAACUUUGUGGGUGCUGAAUGGAGUCAGAGUUUUCAGUAUGGCUUGGGUUAUCAUUGGUCAUUCGUUCUCUUUUAUUAUUACUACUGCUAUUUCAAACUUCCAAUCUCUAGAUCUAAUGUUUGAUACAUUCCAGUUUGGAAUCAUUGGAGGAGGAACAUUUGCUGUUGAUUCCUUCUUCUGGCUCUCUGGAUUCUUAACUUUCUACAUCAUCACAUCCAAAAUGUAUGCAAAGAAAGAACUCAAAAGUGUUGGAGGCUUUAUAAUGCUCUAUGUUCACAGAUUCUUGAGACUAAUAUUCCCACUUGCAUUUAUCCAAUUCUUUGGGAUGUUCUUGAUGAGAUACUUUGGAAGCGGCCCAUUUUAUUGGCAAGCAUGGAAUUUUAUGAAUCAGAACUGUAGUACUUACUGGUGGAGCAAUCUUGUGUUUAUCAAUAACUUUGUACCAUGGAGUGCACAAAGUGCUUGUAUGGGCUGGUUUUGGUACCUUGCAAAUGAUUUUCAGUUCUUUGCAGUUUCACCCUUCAUUAUUAUGGCAUACUGUUACAAUAGAAAAAUGGCUUAUAUCAUUUGUUUCAUCUUAGUAAUCAUUUCGAUGGGACUCAACGGAGUUAUCACUGCAAUCCAUAAUGUUAACCCAAUGACUCAGGCAAGGGACUAUGAUGCAUUUAGCUUGAUGUAUACCAAGCCUUGGACCAGAAUGGGCCCAUACUUCCUAGGGGCUGUUUUUGGGUUCUCAUACUUUGAGCUCACAAUGAGAGAAGUAUACAUUGAUCUUGGUUAUACAACCUUCAACAAGCUCUACUCUUACUUGAGGGACUCUAGAGCUACCUCAUUAGCUUUAGCUUUUAUUGGAGUGGCUAUCACUGCUAUUUUCUGUUUCCCUCUCGGCUCAUAUUUUAAUGAAUGUGGAAAUAUGUUUGACACAUCAUUGCCUUCAAAUUGCUGGGGUUACUUCCCAUCUGUUCUGUUCAAUACUCUUUCUAGAGUCAGCUUUGUGUUUGGACUUAGUCUCCUGUUAUUACCCACAUUUGUGAACAGACUCAGAAUUAUUAGAGGGUUGCUUUGUAAUGAACUGUUUGUUGUGCUUGCUCGUUUGUCCUAUAUUGCUUAUCUAUUGCAUCCUAUUGUGAUAUUCUGGAACUACUUUGAUGCUAAACAAGGAGUAUACGCCAGCACACAUGAUUUGUGGUUCUUCGGUAUUGGGUCGGUGAUUGUCACUUACUUGUUAACCAUUCCAUUCACUCUGCUAUGUGAAGCUCCUUUCAUGAAUCUCGAGAAGUAUCUUUUAAUGCCGUUCAAGAAGAAGCAACAAGCUACAAAGGAUUCUUUCAAUUAUAUUGGAGAAUCCCAGUUGAUUCAGAAUGAGACAGCCGAUGGAGAUGAAGAAGAGCCCACUCUUGUUUUGAAAAAGUUUGACUAAUUCUUUGUUGUCAAUGAGCUGGCA